AUGUUCACAUGGCUCGUCCAGGAAUCGGCAAAUAACUGUGCGGAUAUAAACGGAACAAAGGGUCUCAUGGGCGAAGGAACGACAAAGUUGAUCUGGCAGUAUCUGGGAGAAUCGAAGGGCAUUGGUACAUUCUUUUAUGAGAAAAGACAGGGUUCACCGGUACGUACGAGGAAUAUAUUUUCUACGUGCUCUCGAAUGGUCAGAAAUCGUUCGAAAGAUUUGAAGAAUGAAACAUAGAAAGAUAAUCGAAAAAAGAGAAAAGAAAAAAAAAAUGUCACACAGAAUACUUUAUAUAUAGCUCGAAAGCUGUAGUUCACAGCGCCAGCAGGUCGGUGAUAUAAAUACCCCGCCCACUCCGUAUAAGGUAAAAUCCGACCAUUGCCCAUAAGCCCCUAAUUUUCCACUGGGCCACCAAGAUGUGGUAAAGCAUUCUGCGUUGAUAUAUUCAGAUUUCGCUUAUUUUGAGAUAUGAACCUCAAAGUGGGGAUAGCGGGCGUACUAUUUCAUGGUGCGCCGAGGUUUAGGCGGUAGCUAGCGCGUCUGCCGAUAUAGGCAUGAAGUAUGGCACUCGUUGUUUACCUACUUGAGUAGUGAAUCGAUAUUCAUCUUCCAAAUACUACUCCGACUUCGGUACAAUUCGAGAUCAAAACGCGAAUCUCCUUCCAACUUUUCUGCCUUCUUCUCUCAACUCCAACAACAUCUCAGGUCCCAAUGAAACCACACCCUUCAAGCCUAAUCAGGUACAUUGUAUUGCCCUCAAACGCAAUCUUCUUGACCUCCGCAUACACCGCGUUCCAACAGCUUCGCAUCACAUCAGAUCGUGAGGUAACCUUUCCCGCUCUUUCAGCUUCACCUUCCCUGAAAGAUUAGGAUUUUUUUCCAGAUUCGCAAGUCCCUUAGGUUCCUCUUCUGAGAGUAAUUCUACAUCACCCCAUUUCAUCUUCAUUUCAUACUAACCAUUUUCGCAGUCUGCAAAUCAUGGCUACCAGAAUUAUCGACAUGAGCUUGUACCCUCCAGAGAUUGUCAUCGAAGAUGAUAAGAUCGACUCAGGACCAUAUCCCUACAAAAAAUUUCCCGACUCGUUCAUGAAAGAAUACACCCCGUACAUCAUGCUUGAUUUCGACUAUUUUACUCUGCUUACUAAACACAAGCCUAGCAAAGGGGUCCCAAUACAC
Hymenoscyphus albidus is the source of this 1176-nucleotide messenger RNA. The record is from the annotation of a GenBank genome assembly. Lineage: Eukaryota; Fungi; Ascomycota; Leotiomycetes; Helotiales; Helotiaceae.